GAUUAAAGCAUGAAUGGGAGCAGCUUCCCAGCCACGAUGGAGAGAGAAGGCGGUUCAGGCUGUGGGAAUAAGGUUUCCUUCCAAAUGAAUCCCUGAGGUUUCUGCUGGUAGCUCCAGUGGUGUCCUGUAGAAGUGCCCUCCUGGUCCUGGUCCCAGCAGCCGAGGCCCCUCCAAACCUGCUUCUGCAAUGGGUGGGUUGUAAGCACUGGUAAUGAGGAGCUGUGGGUCCAGUCAGUCUUGGAGAUGCCGAAGAGACGAGACAUCCUGGCUAUCGUGCUGAUAGUUCUGCCCUGGACACUACUAAUCACCGUCUGGCACCAGAGCACCAUUGCUCCACUGCUUGCAGUGCACAAGGAUGAUGGUGGUGACUCCCGGCGUGAUCUCGCUGCAGGCUUGGACUCCAAGGAAUACUGCUUGUCGGACCGGGACAUUGUGGAGGUGGUGAGGACAGAAUAUGUUUAUACUCGCCCACCCCCGUGGUCAGACACCCUUCCCACCAUCCACGUCAUUACACCCACCUACAGCCGGCCCGUACAGAAGGCAGAGCUGACCCGCCUGGCCAACACCCUCCUGCACGUGCCAAACCUGCACUGGAUCCUGGUGGAGGACUCACAGCGGCGCACACCCCUCAUCACCCGGCUGCUGCGGGACACGGGGCUUAACUACACCCACCUCAAUGUGGAGACACCCCGCAACUACAAGCUGAGGGGAGACAUGAGGGAUCCUCGCAUUCCCCGGGGGACCAUGCAGAGGAACCUUGCCCUGAGAUGGCUGAGAGAGACCUUUAACAAAAAUAACAGCCAGCCUGGGAUUGUUUACUUUGCUGAUGAUGAUAACACCUACAGCCUGGAGCUCUUCGAGGAGAUGCGCAGCACCAGAAAGGUGUCGGUGUGGCCAGUAGCCUUUGUGGGUGGCUUGCGCUACGAGUCACCCAAAGUGAACGCUGCAGGGAAGGUCUAUGGCUGGAAAACUGUGUUCGACCCUCAUCGCCCCUUUGCUAUAGACAUGGCAGGGUUUGCUGUGAACCUCAGACUGAUUCUCCAGCGAUCUCAGGCUUACUUCAAACUGCGAGGAGUGAAGGGAGGCUAUCAGGAGAGCAGCCUGCUCCGGGAACUAGUGACCCUGAAUGACCUUGAGCCGAAAGCUGCCAAUUGCACUAAGAUUUUAGUCUGGCAUACGAGGACAGAAAAGCCUGUGCUGGUGAAUGAGGGGAAGAAAGGAUUCACAGAUCCCAAUGUGGAAAUCUGA
Messenger RNA from Antrostomus carolinensis (chuck-will's-widow), 1248 nucleotides. RefSeq names its product beta-1,3-glucuronyltransferase 1 (gene B3GAT1). Gene Ontology annotation, biological process: carbohydrate metabolic process; chondroitin sulfate proteoglycan biosynthetic process. Bases 244 to 1248 code for a protein of 334 amino acids. Gene Ontology annotation, molecular function: galactosylgalactosylxylosylprotein 3-beta-glucuronosyltransferase activity. Gene Ontology annotation, cellular component: Golgi membrane. The record is from RefSeq and is a predicted model, not a curated record. Lineage: Eukaryota; Metazoa; Chordata; Aves; Caprimulgiformes; Caprimulgidae. The transcript has 6 exons.